AUGGAAGAGAUUGAAAAUCAACAGUAAUAAGAAAAGACUCAGCUCUUGAAGGGAAAAACUGAAACAUCAUCUUUAAUGGAGGAAGAUUUUCUGUCUGUUGGAUACGAUAAGAAGUAUGUAAUUUUGACAUAUAAUUAGUACCUGUCAAAAGUGUCAGGGGGCUUCGGGAAACUACAAGCAAUCGGGUUACUUGCUAUAUUUCUACUGAAGUUUGUAGGACAGCUUGUGCACAUGAACAUAGGAUUUUUGAAAAUGAUGCCAGAAUUUUUAUGCUAAUUCCCUGGUGCUGAGUCACAACAGGUAUGCUCUGUAAAAUAAUUCUGUGAUAAUGAAGCUUAUCUAAUAAAAGAAGGAAUAACAGUUAGUGUGAACUAGACAAGUAGUUUUAGCCUUGCUAACAUGGUGACAAAAUUCGACCUAUAUUGCUCAAAUAAAUUGUAGUUUAUGCUUUUUGGAGGAUGCAUGAUAUUUGGACAUUUUCUCUUCCUAAUUUUUUUCUCUCACUUGAUCGACACCAAGGGUAGGAAGAACAUUAUUUUGGUAGGUCUCUUUGUAUGUAGUGGAGUACUCGGAAUAAUGAUGUUUAUCCCAGGAUUUGACAUGUUCAUUUACUUGAUGUAUGCCUGCUUGAUUGUUUUGGGAGUUGCUUCAGGACUUUUGAAUCUUCAAGGUUGGAUCUAUAUAAUAGAAUUUAUUCCAAAGAAAUAUCAAGCAGGAGCUAUAAUCAUUUCUAACUCUGGCAAGGGAGUAGCAUUGAUAGUAGGAGCUAUGUUUUUCCUACAAUUCUCUAAAAACUAAUUCUGGCUAUUUUUUCUUAAUAUAAUCUUCGCCUUCAUGACCAUAUACUUGAUUGUAAAAUAUAUACCUGAAUCACCUAAAUAUUUUUACAUGAUGAAGAAAUACAGGAAAGCAAGAGAGAUUCUAGAGGAGUUAGGUCAGAAAUACUAGGGUAGGACAAUUAAAGCAAUAUUUAAAGACGAGGCUAAGGAUCAGAACAUAGAGAUCGAUGAGACUUAUAUGGAGAGUUUUUAAACAGAGGAUAACUAUACUACUCGCCAUGAAAUAUAAGCGAUAGAGACUUAAUCAAAAAUAUUAAGAGAAGGCUAUGGAGUGUUUGACAGAACUAAUUUCCUUAAGGCUUUUAAGGGUGACAAGGAGUUUAGGAUGAAUACCAUUGGAAUAAUAUUCUGCCAUGCUUUCAGCUCCUUCAGUUUUUCAUUAUUUACAUAUUUGCUUCCAAAUCUAAAGGGAAAUAUUUUUUUGAACGGUUUUCUAAUAGGUUCCUUUGAAGUUCUUGCCUAUUGCUUUUCUGGACUAAUGAUGAAACUGCUGGGACUUAGAUGCUAAAUCCUUUUAUGCUAUGUAAUAUCAUUCUUUAGCGCAGUACUGUAUUCAGUAUUCGAUUUCUAAGGGCCAUCUUAGCUAACCAAUGCAAUACUAUUGGCUUUACUCAUGUUUGGAGUUGCUGCCAACAUGAAUUCGACUCUAUAUGCUGCUUAUUAAUGCUGUCCUUAGGAGCUUGCUGCCACAUUCUUUGUUAUUUAAAGCUUUAUUACUUAAUUUUUGGUUGCCUUUAGUCCUAUAAUAGCAGAAUAUAACCCAGGCAUAGUUGUAUUUGCAUUUAUUGUGAUAACCUUUGCCUGCUUUACGGUGUCAUAUUUUAUAUAGUACAAAAAUAUGUGA
Messenger RNA from Stylonychia lemnae, 1683 nucleotides. The record is from the annotation of a GenBank genome assembly. NCBI's taxonomy places the organism in Eukaryota, Ciliophora, Spirotrichea, Sporadotrichida, Oxytrichidae.